Messenger RNA from Cuscuta epithymum, 2367 nucleotides. NCBI's taxonomy places the organism in Eukaryota, Viridiplantae, Streptophyta, Magnoliopsida, Solanales, Convolvulaceae. The record is from the annotation of a GenBank genome assembly.
GGUUUGAUACUAAGAAAAGAGUUAACAGUUUUUAACUCUUGCGUUUGAUACUAGGAGCUCCGCGAAGGAGGUCCAUUUUCCUUUCCUUCUUCUCUAUUUUUCUCUGCUCGACGGUUCCACCCGCCCACAUCCCUUCUCUCGGCUUAGCCAAGUCCGGCCUCCGCUCAUCAUCCAUGUCCGAUCAGAUUUUCCCGGCGAAAUCCUAGGUCCGCUGCCGAGCGCUAAAAUGGAAGCUUCAAAUAUCCGCUCCUAUCGCCGAACCAGGUCACUUCAUAGUAGUCCACUGCCCCAAACCUCAACAUUAAAAUUUGUUUUCUUUUUCUUUUAGACAUGGGUCCCUGUAUCUUCAUCAAUGCAAGAUUCCAUUUUCUAUCUCCACUCUUUAUGGAUUUUCUCUCUUCUGUAUUCCUUUUUUUCCCCUCAAUUCUAGUUUUCUCUCUCAUUUCAUUCUCUAUUUUCUUAUUCCCCUUUCCAACUGGCGUACCAGGCUAGUAGUUUUAUGUGUGCAUCCUUUGUGUGAAUGGUUUUUUAUUGCCUACUUCAUCAGUUCGUGUGAGCUUCACAGCCGUCACUUCACUUCUUUCAUUUUUCUUUCAUUUUAUGCAUUCCUUUUUGAAAAUAGGAAUAUUCGUCAGUGGACUUGAUCUGAGAGCUGGCUUCAACUUCACCUCUCAAACACUCCUCUAGUGUCGCUGCUCCUCAUCACGUUCAUCAAAAUGAGCGAAAUAAAUUCAUGGAAGUUAUUGAAGCAACUUGAGCAUAUAUUGGAGUCAGAUCCAUUGAUUGAUGAAAUUGGAUUUGUUCAUCCAUCUCAAUUUGAUGCUCUGAAUGAAGACGAUGGCAAUACUUCCUUGUCUCAUGAAUCUGAGCUUCAACCAUCAGACAAAACUGUCAUAUCUAGUGAUUUUUUUUGGAGCUGUAAACAUAAGUUGGGGGUCUCAACCUCCGCUCUUCUUCCACUGUACAAAGCUGCAAAAGAUGCGUUCAUGGAUUCACUGAGACAAUAUAAAAUGCAAAAUGGUAUAACUAAUGAUGAAUCUGAUGAGGGCAAUACAUCAAAGUCCCCCUCAUCAUCUUCUCUUACUGUUCUUGAGAAUGAAGUGAUGAAACAUAGCAGAGCAGUUUUGCUCCUGAGCUGUGAUUUUGGCACAGCAUGGAAUUUGAGGAAACUACUUGUUUCAAGGCGUUACAAGUACUCAAUUUUCAUAGAAGAACUGCAUAUGUCAGAUCUUGUCCUCUCAUAUUCACCUAAAAGCGAAAGAGCAUGGAGUCAUAGGAGCCUCUCAUAUUCACCUAAAAGCGAAAGAGCAUGGAGUCAUAGGAGAUGGGUGAUCAAGAUGGUUGCUGGAAAGUAUUCCAAUCUUGAAGAGAUAGUGGACAGAGAAUCAGAGUUUGUGAAAAAACUAUCUGAGAGGUCAAAAAUGAAUUACCGUGCAUGGAAUUACCGUUGCUGGUUAGUAGCCUACAUGUCUGUAGGUCAAUUGCGUGGUGAGUUAAAUAAGUCUCAAGAGUGGGCUGGACUUCAUGUUGCUGACAACUCUUGCUUUCAUUAUCGUGCUUGCUUAAUGCUCAGGAUAUUAGAAGCUUUUCUUAACAAAGAUCAAACUGUAUGCUCCAGUGAAGAACUUCAUGUGACAUGGAAGGAGGAGCUUGACUGGGUUGAGAAGUUGAUAAAACUACAUGUGGGUAGAGAGGCUUUGUGGCUUCACCGUCGCUUUCUCGCAUCAUCCUGGGUAAAAUAUUUUGCUGCUUCUAUGAUGGGUACUUGUGAUAUUGACAAGUUCAUAGAUAAUGAAUUACAACUAUUCAAUUCCUGUGCAACAAUAAUUGAUUGUAACUUCGAGGACUACCGAUCUCAGGCAACAUAUGCUGCUACUUAUAUUAUGUGGCUCCAGAAGCAAAUCCUGGUGGAGCCUCUGGGAGUCGAGUGUCACAGGAAGCUGCGAGUGAGUGGGCUGAAGUCAUUGUUAAAUAAUGCAUGCCCAGAGAAGGCUUUCCUUUGGGGGUCAUUGCUUGAUGUGUGUGGAUUUGAAUGAUUAGCUCCCAACCAUGCCCUAUUAAACGCAUCUUAUCUCUACCUUUUGAUUUCACCUCAACCGGUUGAAGGUGUCAGGUAAUUGCUUAGGCGGUCCAAGGUGCACUGAACCACGGGUCAAGAUGAACUGAGGAGGUCCAGGGUGCUUCACGCUUUUUUUUUUUUUAAUGUACUACGUACAUAGUAAAAUAAUAUAGCAUGUAAAUGCUAUUUUCAUGUUUUGUACCAUUGGGUUGAUGACAACUCUUGCGUUAGCUCACAAUGUUUGACCUCAUACUAAUUUGAAAUGAAUACUUGUAUAUAUAAAUUUGGUUGUAUUAAGAGACAUUAAA